AUGUCUUCUAUCAACGACUCCAGAUGUGUUCUUGUUACUGGUGCUACCUCCGGCAUCGGCCGUGCCCUGGCGAUAGCAAUUUCUGAACUUCCCAGCCAUCCCAAGGUCAUUGGCACUGGUAGACGCCCCGAUAGGCUCAAGGAGCUCGAAACUGCUGGCUUGGAGGUCAUCUCUUUAGACCUUGACGUGGACGCAAAGUCUUUGACAAGAAACGUCCGGGGUAUCAUCCAAAAAUACCCCGACCUGGACACCAUCAUUCUCAACGCUGGCUUUCAACGAGAGUUUGACUUUCUAAACAACGAUGUUGACAUCGACAGUACAUCUCACGACUCUCCAACUCUGAAUGACAAAGUUCAUCGAAAUCUUUUCGCAGUACUAUAUCGAGAGGCUCAGCUGAAUUACUUAUCCGUGAUGGCCUUCAUAGUUGCCACUUUACCCCAUUUCAAAGAAUUGGCCGCCGCUGGACGUCCUUGCAUGGUAGUCAAUGUAACUUCAGGACUAUGCGUCGUUCCUGCGACCCACCUUUCCAACUAUACUGCUUCCAAAGCCGCCCUACACAGCAUGACCAUGUCGCUACAGUCUCAAUUCCAGGGAACUAACAUUCACUUUAUUGAAGUCGUUCCUCCCCUGGUCGAAUCCGAGCUUCAUGACUUCGAAGGAACCACUGAAAGACUUUCCAACUUUUGGAUGCCCCUGGACCAGUACAUCCCGCUCACCCUGAAAGGCUUACAAAAAGGGGAACCCCACGUUUCUUGCGGCGCAGCUGCCUUUGCAUUCGAAAAGUUCGAGAAGAAGAAAUACGAACUUGCCAUCAAGAAAGCCCUUCCUACAGCUCCGACUCCCGACUUUAAACCUGUCACUCGAGGACAGUGGUUUCUGUCGGAGACGUCGCUAAAGGGGGGAUGGGGGUGGAAGAAGUAA
Molecule: messenger RNA, 921 nt
Organism: Marasmius oreades (fairy-ring Marasmius)
Lineage: Eukaryota; Fungi; Basidiomycota; Agaricomycetes; Agaricales; Marasmiaceae
Exons: 4
Coding region: 1-921 (306 amino acids)
Cellular component (GO): membrane
Molecular function (GO): oxidoreductase activity
Source: RefSeq, a predicted model, not a curated record